This is a messenger RNA of Papaver somniferum (opium poppy), 723 nucleotides long. RefSeq lists its product as uncharacterized. The transcript has a single exon. Gene Ontology annotation, biological process: root development; shoot system development. Bases 1 to 723 code for a protein of 240 amino acids. The record is from RefSeq and is a predicted model, not a curated record. Lineage: Eukaryota; Viridiplantae; Streptophyta; Magnoliopsida; Ranunculales; Papaveraceae.
AUGGCUUCCUUCCAUGUUCGUUCCAUCAGUUUACCUAAAAACUCUCAUCCUCUUACUCUUGCAGUGGAGGAACAAUUGUGCCAACUAGAAGCAUCUUCAUCAAUCAGCCAAAAUUUAUCUGGUCUCAAAAAGUUAUAUGAGUGUGUUGAAGACUUCCUUUCUACCCAAGAUGGGGAAUGCUUAGACUCUGGUUUGGAUGGAUCUAUCAAGGUGUUGGAUGUUUGUAGUAUUGCCAAGGAUGUUUUGUCUCAAAUGAAACAAUCCGUUCAAGAAGUCCAAUCAUCCAUUAGAAGAUCAAAUGAAGUUUCUGAAUACAUGAUCUCAAGAAAGAAGAUCACUAAGGUGAUCCGCAAGUGCCUCUCAGAUCUAAAAAACAAGAAAAUCGACACCGAAAGUAGUAUCCUAAGAGAAGUUGAAGCAACUACUCUUGCUAUUCUUGAAUCUCUAUUGUCCUUUGUGUCUGAGCCAAAACAAAACAAGUCCUUUAUAUCUAAAUUGAUUCUCAACAAGCGAGUUGCACACAAAUGCGAUGAAGAAACUUCUGAAGUGAUGAAGGUUGACAUUGCAGUCAAAGCCCUUACCAAAGGCAUUGAAGUAAACAAUGUGCAAAAGACAUUGAAAGCCCUUGAAUUGACCCUUGAAGAUCUUGAAGACAAACUAGAAGUUGUCUUCAGGUGUUUAAUCAAGAACAGGGCUUCACUCCUCAACAUCCUCAACCAGUAG